AUGUCAUAUUUCACCACUCAAAAGGGACAACUUGCUCCCCAGUCUCCGCCGUGGGACGACAACGCCGAGCAGCACGACUCUCAUGACGACUCGCAGUCGACAGACUGGUCACCAAUGUGCCCCCUGCACCAGACGGUCGAACGUGCACAAAUGCACAGUCCAGUCCGACCCGGAGACCCGUCCAUCCUGUCCUGGCGAGCGGCCAUGUUCACUCCGGUCGCCCAGAACAGCACGGCCCUGCAGACCCCACCCCAGUCCCCGCUCGAGGCGAUCCCGGAGCUGGACCCACAGUCCGACGCCUCCGACACGUCAUUCGUCGACCCUUACCCCGCAGACUUGGAUGAGAACGAGGACUACGGGUACUACACCGACAGUGAGUCCUCCUCGGAGGACUCUUACGCCUCAAGCUACACUCUGAGUAUCAUCUGGGAGGAAGACGAGGCGGGGGAGGUCAACGAGGACAUGGAGGCGUGUGUCGGCACGGAGCAAGGCAGCUCAAGUGGACCCCACAGUGCAGGUAUUGACCUGGACUGUGUGCUCGACUUGACUGCUCUUGCUCAGACACACAAGGACAGCGCCAACACGGGGCGAGAGCCCGACUCGCCAGGGUCCUCAUCGAGCAGUGGUCGGCUGCGAAGGAUACACGGCGAGAGGGAUUUGAGGGAUGCGGCAAGGGCUCAAGGGGAUGCAUCAGUCCCAUAG
Messenger RNA from Apiotrichum porosum, 702 nucleotides. RefSeq lists its product as uncharacterized. The record is from RefSeq and is a predicted model, not a curated record. The coding region runs from base 1 to 702 and encodes 233 amino acids. The transcript is spliced from 2 exons. NCBI's taxonomy places the organism in Eukaryota, Fungi, Basidiomycota, Tremellomycetes, Trichosporonales, Trichosporonaceae.